Messenger RNA from Gossypium raimondii (Peruvian cotton), 1645 nucleotides. Its product is annotated as sufE-like protein 2, chloroplastic. Lineage: Eukaryota; Viridiplantae; Streptophyta; Magnoliopsida; Malvales; Malvaceae. The record is from RefSeq and is a predicted model, not a curated record. The transcript has a single exon. The coding region runs from base 211 to 894 and encodes 227 amino acids.
CUCCUCAUUAUAAAUCGUCAACUUCAAUACUUCCUCAACUUCCACGAAAAUCUCAGACACAGACAAGACAACCGAUCAAUUGCGUAGUUUAAGGAUCUUUCUUUCCCAUUUUACAUCUUCAAGUUUAACGAAUUUCUCGCUCCAUCUCCCCUUUCUUUUUUCUCUCGUCACUAUUUCUUUUCCUUUUCUUCAUUUUCUUUCUAUCCAAACAUGACCUCCUUAUCCAUAAGAAUUCCCUUCCAUUGUUUCUUUGAUAAACACUAUUUCCCCAACACUAAAAACAUUCAUUUAAAACUUCCCAGAGCAGUUACUAUUAUUGAAUCAAACAAAUUUUCUGGUAAAUCUGAUUUGACCAAGUCAUUCGUUGUUUCGUCAAAGAUUCAAACACCUUGGGGAACUACGUAUAAACAAGGAGUUUCCCACAAGGUUCAUCUUUUGGUUUCAGAGUUCAAGUCUUUAACGGAGCCAAUCGAUCGCGUGAAACGGCUGUUAUAUUACGGAGAGAUGCUGGCUCCGUUUGACGAGUCGGCUCGGCUGCCGGAGAAUCGAGUCAAGGGUUGCACCACCCAGGUGUGGGUCGACGCCAGGAUAGACAAAAAUGGGAAGGUUCGGUUUCGAGCCGACAGCGAUUCCGAGAUAAGUAAAGGUUUUUGUUCGUGUCUAAUAUGGGUGAUGGACGGUGCUGACCCUAAAGAGGUUGUGGGGGUGACGGCGGAGGAGUUGGUGGAGCUGAACGUCGGAGUCCAUGGGAAGGUCCAAUCUAGAGUAAAUACGUGGCAGAAUGUGUUGAUUAGUAUGCGAAAUAAAACGGAUGCUCUGGUGGAGGAGAGACAAGUGCACCAGCUAAGGCCGCCGCGAUUUUCCUCAUUGCUUUUUAGCUCUGAUGAAAUUUAGACAGCACAUUUAGGUUUCCUUUGGUUUCCCUGUCUUUGGUAAUUUCAAGAUGUUGAUAGGAAAUUAAAGUAGUUUUGAAUAGGCUACUACUGAUUUCUGUAGAUAAAAUUACUAGACUCGAUCCAAUAAUUGAGAUGGGUGGAAAAAAAAUACACUGAAGAAGAAUGGGUUUGUGCAAUAAUAUUUCGCUUUUUAAAGUAAAGAUAAAUAGCGGUUAUUGCAAUUGUAAGGAUGCGUCUUAGAAAAGAAGGAAAGAAUCAAACUUGUGGUGGUUGGGUUUGGCAAUGACGAAGAGCAGGCCCUGCUUGAGCCUGCUUCCCAGCUUCAUCUCUUCCAUAAGCUGUUCUUUCGCUCCAUGGACCCGACAAAUGUUUCUUUUACUUCUCACAUAUGCGCUCACCUAGUUGGAGUUGGAGCAUAUCCACGUCAAAUGCUAGGUCUUCAUUGUUGUUCUUGGCUUUUUCUGCAUCUUGAAUGAGGUUAUUCAUUAUGGGAGGGAUGAUCAUAAAAAGGCUUCAUAGUUGAGCAGAAGGAAAUAAAAGGAGUUUUGAAAUGACCCAACCACCCCGAUGACGAGGAGUCAAAGAUACGUUACAAACGGUGGAGCCUUUAAGACAACCAAAACGACCUACAACCAUUAAAAAUGCAGAGGCAGAGAAACGCUAAGCAAAAUAAAGUGUUCUAUGAGAAUAGUUAAAAUAUGGUUUGUAUAUUCAAAGUAUUUUUUUUCAUUAUAUUAAUAGCUUAGAAG